UAUUUGUGGUUCAAGAAGCGCUGAAAGAGGUUUCCUUAUAGUAAAUAAAUAUGUGGCGCGUCGUUUUACUACAGUGCUUUGUGUUUGGUAGUUCAGUUCUGUCUUUGAGUCACAAAGGAAACGAAACUUCUGCUAACGCGUCUACAUCCCCAUGGAGUCCUAGAAGUCUAGGCAGAAUUAUAGCCCACUGCAUGGGUGGCGCGGAUGCUUGGCAGUGUCUAGGCUCUGAGAGCGAGCAAUUGCUGGAUGGUGCAACCAGGGAUAACAGUACCUGGCAGAUCACCGAUUACCUAAGCAUCGAACCCAAGGUUGGGAUCAGCAAGCCGGAGACGAGGCGUAUGGAUAUGGGUUUACCCGGGAAACUGUUGGAGCUGGUCCAGGGAAGAGCACUGCGUCUUCAGCUGCCGCGCCAGUUGACCAUUUCAAAUGCCAUCGAUGACUUUGGCAGCGAGCUGGGCCUCGAUCAAGGUCGCAAAAAGAAGGACAAAGACAAGAACAUGGCGAUGAUGGGCGGCAUGAUCAUGAUGGCCACUCUGGCCCAAAUGUUCCUCGGCAAGGUCAUCCUCAUCGCCGGCUCGGCCUUUAUUAUGGCCAAGAUUGCCUUGGUCAUAUCAUUGCUGGGCAGUCUAAAAAAGGGUUCGACUGGUCACAGUGGUAGUGGAGGAGGUAGUGGCACGGAGCACGUGGUGGUUCACUCCAGCCACGAGAGCGGCUGGCACCGCAGCAUGCCCACCCACGACACAUACUCGCAGUUGGAUCAGGUAGAGGAACCACCGUUGGGCAGCCAUAUGGAGUACUACCAGGCCUACCAGAUGGAGCCACUAAAGCGCCGCCUGCAUCAGGCGGCGGCUUACCCAGAUCAGCCACGUCCAGAGGCCACAAAAUCGACUCGGGGCUUUAUUUAGAUAUUAAAAUCAAACUCCUUGCGUGUCCAUAUAAUCGAACACAAUUAUCAUACAUAGAAAUC
Messenger RNA from Drosophila melanogaster (fruit fly), 967 nucleotides. It is a transcript of the gene Osi10b, whose product is annotated as osiris 10b. The record is from RefSeq and is marked reviewed. The coding region runs from base 51 to 905 and encodes 284 amino acids. The transcript is spliced from 3 exons. Lineage: Eukaryota; Metazoa; Arthropoda; Insecta; Diptera; Drosophilidae.